GCCAGCGCCCGGAAGAUGACCAGGCUGCUCCUGGGGGUGACCCUGGAGAGGAUCUGCAAGGCCGUGUUGCUGCUGUGCCUGCUGCACUUCGUCAUCAUUAUGAUUCUCUACUUCGACGUCUAUGCCCAGCACCUGGACUUCUUCAGCCGCUUCAACGGCAGGAACUCCUCCCGGGCCCAGUCCUCCAACUCCUCCCGGCCCAACGGCACCGCCCCCAGCUGUGGGCCGGCUGGCGCUGACCCAGCCUCCAGCGCCAACCACUCUGGCACCGAGAAGCCCUUACCGCCCUGCCAGGAGGUGCCGCCUGGCUUAGUUGGCCGGCUCCUCAUCGAGUUCAGCUCGCCCAUGAGCAUGGAGCGGGUGCAGCGGGAGAACCCAGACGUGCGGGAGGGCGGCAAGUACGUGCCCCUGGACUGCCAGCCCCGCCAGAAGGUCGCCAUCCUCAUCCCCUUCCGCCACCGGGAGCACCACCUGCGCUACUGGCUGCACUACCUGCACCCCAUCCUGCGCCGGCAGAAGGUCGCCUACGGCAUCUACAUCAUCAACCAGUACGGCGAGGAUACCUUCAACCGGGCCAAGCUGCUCAACGUGGGCUUCCUGGAGGCCCUGAAGGACGAGGACGACUACGACUGCUUCAUCUUCAGCGAUGUGGACCUGGUCCCCAUGGACGACCGCAACCUGUACCGGUGCUACGAGCAGCCGCGGCACUUCGCCAUCGCCAUGGACAAGUUCAGCUUCAGGCUGCCAUACGCUGGUUACUUCGGGGGCGUCUCAGGCCUGAGCAGGUCCCAGUUCCUGAAGAUCAACGGCUUCCCCAACGAGUACUGGGGCUGGGGAGGCGAGGACGACGACAUCUUUAACCGGAUCUCUCUGAACGGCAUGAAGGUGUCGCGUCCCAGCGGCCACAUCGGGAGGUACCGCAUGAUCAAACAUGAGCGCGACAAACACAACGAGCCCAACCCACAGAGGUUCACCAAGAUCCAGAACACCAAGGUGACGAUGAAACGGGACGGCAUCAGUUCCCUGCAGUAUCGGCUGGUGGAGGUGACGCGCUGGCCCAUGUACACGAACAUCACGGUGGACAUCGGCAAGCCGCCCCCACGCCCGGCCCGGGGCUAG
This is a messenger RNA of Emys orbicularis (European pond turtle), 1119 nucleotides long. It is a transcript of the gene B4GALT2, whose product is annotated as beta-1,4-galactosyltransferase 2. Gene Ontology annotation, molecular function: galactosyltransferase activity. The transcript is spliced from 6 exons. Bases 16 to 1119 code for a protein of 367 amino acids. Gene Ontology annotation, biological process: carbohydrate metabolic process. The record is from RefSeq and is a predicted model, not a curated record. Lineage: Eukaryota; Metazoa; Chordata; Testudines; Emydidae. Gene Ontology annotation, cellular component: Golgi apparatus.